UAUUGGUCCAAAUUUCAACAAAAUCCGUAAACAAAUAUAUUGAUUUGAAUACAUGUUGCGUUGGAAAAAUCUCCAAGUAUAUUUAUUAUUUUUACAUGCUUACUAUAACCCAGAUAACCUUUGUUAAUUCUAUAUACUUAACAUGUUUUGGAGUGUGAUUACUUCGGAUUAUUGUUUUCAGUAAUCGAACAUAAACAGCUUAUAAACUAUUUAAAAAAUAUAUCAUUAUUUUUUUAAUCAAGUAAAACAAAAACAACUACAACUUGCUACAUAUUUUGAAUAUAGAUUUUUUAUGGAAUGGAAGAGACAACGUCAUCCGCCGAAAAUGAACAAUCGGCUGAAAUACCACACACAUCAUUUGUGCAAAAUAUUGAGUUGACACCUACUUUAGCUCAACAAAGAAAUUUUAAGCCGUCAUCACAGGGUAUGACACACAAUCAACCGAUGGGAUUUUAUGUACCAAACGCUCAAAUUCAGAAUCCAACCAUAGAUACAAUGCAACGUCAGAAUGACAUUUCAAUAGAUGCCGUACCAUCUGAGCCACAGGCCCAAAUAAUUGAUGUAAAAGCACCCGUAUCUCAGGCUGAGUUUGUGCAAAAAAGUUUUAUGAAUUACGUCCGACAGAGCGAAACUAACACCGAUGAUGCCAUUUGCAAAGAAAAUAUUUUGUCGGUGAAUGAACAUAAAUGUGUUUAUCAAGCAAAUGUUCAAUGUGGAGACCAAAAUUCUAUGAUUGUAUUCGUUCCCAAAGAAAAGAAGUGUGAUGUUUAUGCAAAACAGAUAGGGAAUGACAAUAAAACAAUAAUUAACGUUACGAUACAUUCAAGCACAGUAACGUUUUGUGGAGAAAAUAUUAAAUGCAUUCCAAUCGACGCAAAUGGAGAAGUAUGGGUUCGCAUCAAAAGAAUAAGUACAGUUUACGAGGGACAGACGAUGCAGACUGUCAAUGAUGUUGACAACUCAAUGCUCAUUGAAAGUAUUGUCCAAGAGGACUUGCUAUCAGUUCGACUGCAGAGAAGUAAUGAUAAGGAAUUUUCUCUUGACAAUGUAUUACGUCACAGAACUAUUGAACAGUUUAUGUCAAAGCCAUACUGUACCUACCAGGUGACAGUUCAUGACUUUGACUACGGGAAACAACAGAGGCGUGUCAGUGACGAUAAAAGAGUAAACGAGGAAGGAAUAUUCAACGAUGUGCCUCUGUAUCGCAGCCGUCCAGCAGACUACGUGCAUUAUAGCACUAUUCAAGACGAGCAUGUUCUUGCUUCUUCAGGUCCACCAAAGUUGCCACUUCGCCCACCACCCCCAACAGUUAAAGUUAUGCCGUCUGAAUUGAGUAAAAGGAGAUUAGUCAAUUCCAAGUCCGUUUCGGACAUGACGAAAAAAACGGGCCGCUCAGCGACAAUUCGCCGUUCAGCGACAAUUCAUAAUCCUCCACCGCGUCCAAAGCUUUGGCCAAGAUGUCACCAUGGCAAAAUGAAAUUCGCCGAGCUUCUUGAAAAGCUAAAAUUCGAAAAGAAAGGAAGUUUCCUGGUUUACACAUCUCAAACAUUCGAGCAAUCUUUGGCCUUCGUCGAUUCGAAUAAAGCAGUGAAGACUCUGGAUAUUGUUCGUGACAGCAAAGGAUAUUACCUUAAACAUAAGGUGUCGUAUACAGAAAUACCAGUAUCUGCGACAAGUACCAAGCUUUAA
This is a messenger RNA of Dreissena polymorpha, 1689 nucleotides long. RefSeq lists its product as uncharacterized. Lineage: Eukaryota; Metazoa; Mollusca; Bivalvia; Myida; Dreissenidae. Bases 298 to 1689 code for a protein of 463 amino acids. The record is from RefSeq and is a predicted model, not a curated record. The transcript is spliced from 8 exons.